Messenger RNA from Drosophila eugracilis, 9492 nucleotides. It is a transcript of the gene Dscam3, whose product is annotated as Down syndrome cell adhesion molecule-like protein Dscam2. The transcript is spliced from 34 exons. The record is from RefSeq and is a predicted model, not a curated record. Gene Ontology annotation, molecular function: protein binding. Gene Ontology annotation, cellular component: axon; plasma membrane. Gene Ontology annotation, biological process: axon guidance; cell-cell adhesion. NCBI's taxonomy places the organism in Eukaryota, Metazoa, Arthropoda, Insecta, Diptera, Drosophilidae. The coding region runs from base 2068 to 8292 and encodes 2074 amino acids.
UUCAGUCAUUGCCGGCGUUUCGAACUGUUUGGACGUGUCAAGCGGACAAAAUCGGGAUAUCGCAAAUAGUUGCCAGCGGUAGUGUUUUAGUAUUAGUUAAGCAUCGGUUCACACAAGCACUAACACCCACACACACACACACACACACAAGUAUAAACUAUCCAGCGAGUGUGCGUGUGUGUUAGGCACUAUUUGGGGAUUUAAUGGAAAAAGCAUUAAUGGAUGCUGCCUCGGGGAAUGAAUGUAGUGCCAACGGUGAUAGUGGCCAGUGCAUGAGUGUGUGGGCGAGUGAGUGUUGGCCAAAAGGGAUAAAUACACAGAAAAAAGUAAAAGAUUUAAUCGGGAAAACUGACUGACUAAGUUAUAAAUAAAUAAAGUCCAACCAUAAAAACUAACAAAUUAACAUAACAAAAUUCGCAGAUUUUAUAUAAAAUUUAUGAUAUGAGAGAUUAUUACAGCUCAAUGUAUAUGUUUAAAGGUCUUAAGAAAUUAUUUAAACACAGUAAAAAUCGAUUUCUUUUUAAGCACAGCGAAAGUGAAAAAACACUUUUUUAAAGAUUUUCUAAAAUAAUUAAACUUUUACUACUUUUUUAACUACCUUACUCUAAUUUGGCUCUAAGACUCGUCAGUUAGAAAAUUAUUUUAAAUCAAAGUUCAUUUACUACUUUUCAUACUCUAUUUUUACCACUGGUUAAAUAGUUUAUGUUUGGCCCAAAACCAAUCUCUCAGUGCAUACAUCAAUGUUUCGGCGUCUGUGAGUUUUUAAUGUGUAUGUGUGCCGCUGCCUAAAACUAUGCAGCGCAAUUUUGGAGCUGACAUUUUGUUUGCUCGCCCCUAUAUGUGCGUGUGUGAGUGAGUGCUGGCGGGUUAGUGGCGUUUGGUUUUAUCGUGGAUUUUACUGACUUCACGGGUUAUUUGUCCGCACGAAUGUGUUCAUAAAAAAUGUAACAAAAGUGGAUUUUCGCUGGGCCGACUGAAACGCUUACGCUUUUGUGUGCACACGGGCUACUAACAUCCUAACGGAACCGGAAACGGAAGCUGCUGGUGCAUACACAACACCCACCCCCACACACGAACAAACAAACACAAAAAGGACCCCUGGCAAGUGGAUAAAGUAAAUUGAAUAAAAGGUGAAAUAAUUUGAGCGCUAAGCAGGCCGAAUGUUGGCUAAUGGAAAAGUGUGAAAAAGGUUGGCCAAGGCUGAACCGCCAACCAAAAGAGAAGGAAAGACCGGGGGAAACACCGGCGAAUAUUUACGUUUGGGAGGGAAAAAUGCAAAUGUAGCGGUGACUUUUUGCGAAAAUUUAUGGAGCGGCAAAUUGAAUCGAAUGGCCACCGAGAUGUCAGCGAUGACGUGCCGUGAAGCAUGUGCCGUGCGAUUAUCAAAGUGUGAUAAAAGUGCGGCAACAAUGGCCAAAAGAAAAAACCAAAAAAAAAAAAUGGAAGAGAAAUGGUGGAAAGAAUCCAGAAACCAGAAUCGCUGCCCAGUCACAAGUCCAUAAAAAUUUACCGUCUAUGCACUGCGUAUAAUUUAUGGCCGCGAUUCGUUUUCUCCUCUCUCCAACGCCUUUCUUUUCCAUUUUUUUUCUUUAUUUUGUGGAAACCGACCACCUUUUGGCAAUUGUUGAAUGCAGCCGCAAAAUAUGCCAUGAAGGUUUUUUUUUGGUCCGCCAUCUAGCAUAUGUAAGCUGCCAGACAUAUGUGUUAGUGUUCCGGGCAAGCUGCCAAAAAUAAUAAAAUCACAAUCCUAUGCCAGACGACUUCAUAUAAGCAAGGGUGAUCCUGUGGCCAGGACGGAGGAUUUCGAAACUGCAAGAUAACGAGGUGGCUGAACAGCAUCAGAAACGACUGAGAACUUCCAAAUAGAAACUGAAAUAAUAACAGCAGCAGCAGCAAGGGGCUUAAACAAAAGCCAAACAUAAGCAAAGCCACAGAGAAAGAGCAGUGUAUGUUCAUAUUGGCAAAACAAACAAGACCGGAUACAAGGAGAAGCUGCUUGCAAAAUAAAACCAAACGAAACUAAAUUUAAUUUUCUACAGGCCACACAUUGAAUUUUCAUGCAACGAAAUGAGUUUAUUAGAGCCUCCUUGUCUUGCCCCGACAAAAGCCUUGCUUUUGGGAGCGUUGCUGUUGGCGGUCCUUGCCACACCCCUUUUGGCCACAAGCGGCUUACGGGUGCCCACAUUCCUGCUGGAACCAGCUCCCCGGCUGCUCUUCGGCAACGAUACGGGCGCCCAGGUCACCUGCACCGCCCACGGCAGUCCGCCGCCCCUCGUCUCCUGGGUCCUUCGCGACGGAUCGCUGGCCACCCAGGUGCCGGGCCUCAGGAAAAUAUCAGGCAACGGCACCCUCCACUUCCCACCAUUCCUGGCGCAAUAUUAUCGCACGGAUGUGCACGAGGCCACCUACAGAUGUCGGGCAAGCAACGAGGCGGGCACUGUACUCAGUCGCAAUGUUCAGGUGCAGGCAGUGGUGCGUCGUCAAUUCCAUGUGCACGUGGAAAACACUGAAGUCUAUUUGGGAAAUUCGGCGUUGAUUAAGUGCGCCAUACCGGAAUAUGUGCGGCCCUAUGUGCGCGUGGCCAGUUGGCAUCGCGGCGAGGAGAUACUGCUGCCGGAUCUGUCGGAUGUCGCGGGCCGCUAUGUGGUCCUGGCCGCCUCCGGUGAUCUCUAUGUGCGUUCCGUGCGUUCCGAGGAUGGAUUGAUGAAGUUCAGCUGCCUGGUGACCAAUACAUUGAAUGGCGAACGACAGCGCAGCGAUGCCGUAAUGCUGCAGGUCAAAGAGCUCAGCAAGAAUCUGGCUCCACGAACCACUCAAAAGCCAGUGAUGGAGAUUCACGUGGAGCGUGGCAACGAUGUACAUCUGCCGUGCAACAUCCAGGGCAAUCCAUUCCCCAUAUUUACCUGGUAUCGCGUUUCCGACUCGGCAGCCCUCUAUCCCAUACCCUCGUCACAGCGAGUGAUACUUUCGCGCACAUUGCUGCUCAUCAAAAAUGCUGACGAACGCGAUGCGGGCAAGUGGAUUUGCCAGGCCUCGAAUCAGUUUGGGGAACAGCGCAUCGAGAUUCGACUCAGUGUCAAUUCGUAUGUGUCCGUGCAUAUAUUGCCGCAAGUUCAAAUUGUCAAUUCGGGCGGAACGGCAAAUUUCAAUUGUACGACAACGGGUUCAGCGAUCGAUGCCAUCGACUGGCUUCACAACGGCAAACCGCUGCAGGCGAAUAAUGCACUCACCACCGGCAGGGAUAACAUACGGUUCCUGUCGAAGAGCUCGCUGCUAGUGCAAAAUGUCGGACGACGGGAUCGAGGCGUCUAUCAGUGUCUCGUGGAAAAUCAACGCGCCAGUGCCCAGGCGAUGGCUGAAUUGAAGUUGGGCGACACUGUGCCGGAAUUGAUUUACACCUUCAUUGAGCAGAACGUGCGUCCCGGGCCAUUAAUAUCGCUUAAGUGCUCCGCCAGCGGCUCGCCGCCACCGCAAUUCGCCUGGCUGCUGGACUCGCAGCCCAUCAUGGACGUAUCGCUGCAUCAUCGGUUUGCGAUCGGGCAAUUUGUCGAUAUGUCUGGCGAUGUGAUAAGCCAUUUAAAUAUCUCGCACGUGCGACCCGACGACGGUGGUCUCUACAAGUGCGUGGCCAGCAACUCGAUGGGCAGCGUUCUGCACUCGGCGAGGUUGAAUGUUUACGGACCUCCUUAUGUGAGAGCCAUUGGACCGAUUAAAGCCGUUGCCGGGGAGGAUAUAAUUGUGCACUGUCCGUUUGCCGGUUAUCCCGUCGAGCAAAUUAGAUGGGAGAAGGCGCACCAGGAAUUGACAACGAGCAACCACUACGAACUGGCUUCGGUGGCCGACGGAGGGCAGCUGGUCAUCAAGAAUGUGGAGCCGGGUCGGGAUCAAGGGAUAUACACGUGCAUCGUGCGAAGUCGGGCUGGCGAGGAGGCUCGCAGAGACAUGCAGCUGAAUGUGAACAGUCCGCCCGUCAUCGAGCCCUUCAAGUUCCCCAAGAAUCUGCAGGAAGGCGGACGGGCCCAAAUCACCUGUGCGGUCUCCUCCGGCGACAUGCCCAUCUACUUCAGCUGGAAGAAGGACGACAGCUCCAUCCCAAGCAGUUUGCAGAUUACGGAGAAAAAGGAGGAGUUCUACUCGCUGCUGGUCUUCAAGGAUAUCAGUGCGAAGCACAGUGGCAAGUACACCUGCUAUGCCAGCAACGCUGCUGCCAAGGUGAACUACACGGCUGAGCUGCAGGUGCGAGUGGCGCCUCGCUGGAGCUACGAGCCCAUGGACACGGCCAUUAUGCUGGGCAACACAAUAUCGAUAAAUUGUGAGGCGGAAGGAUAUCCGAUUCCAGCUAUUACCUGGUUCAAAGGGCAGGGCAAAGGUUCAAAGGACUUCAAGCCCUUGAGCAUGCGUAAUCACUCGCUGCUAUUAAAUCUGGCUACGGAUAAUGAUGAGGGCUAUUAUAUGUGCCAGGCGACCAAUGAAAUCGGAGCAGGACUCAAGAAGACAAUCCGAAUCAAUGUGAAUGAACCCGCUCGAUUUGAGCAGUCCGCCCGGAAUAUCAGUUCACGUCGCAACGAUCCCGUGACCUUGGACUGCCAUGCCAAGGGUGACGAACCCAUCACUAUUGGUUGGACGCAGAACAAUGGACGCAUCGAUCUGAAUAACUUCCGGUUUAGCAUAGCGGAAAUGAAAACCGAGAAGGGUGUAGACUCUCAACUAACUAUUGGCCAUUCGGAUCGUCAUGAUUCCGGUGUUUACCGAUGUAUAGCUGAGAAUCCCUAUGGACGAGCGGAGCAAAUAAUUUUCCUCGCUGUUCAGGAGCGACCAGAUACGCCCUCAAAUCUGGACAUUUUCGAAGUGGGUUCGCGUACAGUGAAGCUUAGCUGGCGGCGACCUUUCGAUGGCAACUCGCCAGUGCUCAGUUAUCUGGUGCAGUAUCAGGCACUAAAGUACCUUCAAUCUCACGGGAGCUUGGGCGCUGCUGGAGGGGAUUGGAACGGCCAGAACGUCAUUAACGUCAGCCUGCCGUCGACGAGCAUUAGUCGCAGCUAUGACAGCGACCUGCGGGAGAGCGCUAUUGUGGCUGGCCUGACCCCAGCGACCACCUUCCUGAUUCGCAUGCAGGCCAUCAACGAGAUCGAGCGAAGCGCUUAUACCGAGGCCAUUGUACUCAAAACCCAAGAGGAGGCGCCCACCGAGGCCCCGUCCAAUGUUCAGGUGCAAACGGGCGGAGAAAGCGAGCUGAUUGUCACCUGGCAGAUUCCCCCUCGUGAAUCGUGGAACGGAGAGCUCAUUGGCUACACCGUAAACUGCAGCGAAGAAAAGCAAAACAUAAACUUCAUCAGCGUGGUGAACAACUCGCUAAAAUCUACGAUAGUCAGCGGAUGGGCGACCACCAAGGCGACUUUAAGGGGUCUCCGGAAGUACACUCGCUAUGCGGUCACCAUUCGAGCAAUGAACAGCUUUGGUUCCGGUCCAUGGAGUGCGGCCAUCUUUGGCACAACGGCAGAGGGAGUUCCCGAGGCAGCGCCACAGAACGUCAACUGCACCGCCCUGUCAUCGCAGAGUCUGAAGAUUUCGUGGCUGGAGCCACCGCUUCAGUUCCACGGCGGCAUCAUACAGGGCUAUAAAAUUUUAUACCGCCCGAUUGUGCAUCAAAUUGACUUUCCCGCCAAGCUUGAAGUCAAGCGCACCUCGAAUCUGGAGACGUACCUGCACACUUUGCACAAGGCCAGCAACUACUCAAUCCGGGUGCUGGCCUACACGGCCACUGGCGACGGCAUGGCAAGUCAUCCGCUCUUUUGCCAGACGGACGACGACGUGCCCGAUGCACCGGCAGCCAUUAAGGCAGCGGCCCUGACGGCAGAUUCGAUUUUGAUUUCCUGGCUCACGCCGAAAAAUCGCAAUGGGAUCAUUUCGCACUAUACGGUUUAUUCGAGAGAAGCGGGUCGCAAGGGCCAGGCCAAGACUCACAUGGUGCGUGUCGACGAGAAGGGGUAUCCGGUGAUAUUCGAGUCACGCAGCCUCGCCGAGAAUCAAAUGUACGAAUUCUGGGUUUCGGCGUCCACAUCCGUGGGCGAAGGCGAGCCCACAUCUGUGAUCGCCCAGGCCACCAAUACGAGAGCUCCUGCUCGAAUUGCCUCCUUUGGUCAGGUAGUGCGCAAGGCAGUGGGCACUGGCUUGGUCCUGGAGUGCCUGGCUGUAGGAAAUCCCACUCCCCGUGCCCGUUGGCUGACCCGUGAUCGUCCUGUUACCUUUAGUCCAUUCUACGAGGUCACCAACGAGGGAAACCUAAAGAUUCACCGCGUCGAAGGGAGUCUGUCCGGAAAUUAUACGUGCACAGCGAACAAUCUGUUCGGUAGCGAUGAGAUCCAGUACCAGGUGAUUGCCAUGAAGCCACCGAGCGCACCGCAAAUCAUCGUGCAGUACGCUUCCGCCGACAGCAUUCGUGUGAGCUGGGAUGCCCCCGACGAUGGUGGAGCUCCUUUGCAGGGAUAUACCAUAUCGUAUCACACGGCCGGAGAGAGUUGGUCCAUCACGGAGCUGCUGCCCGAAAAUAAUGCCUUCACGAUCUCAGGAUUGAAGUGCGGAAAUCAGUACAUUAUAAAAAUGUCCGCUCACAAUAUGGUCGGCUCUGGGGUGGCCAGUGAGGAAAUUAACGUCUGGACCAAGGGCAAAGCCUCACAGGCGCCGAACGGCAACGAACUAAUUGCCACAAAUGCGACGUGCGUGAAUUUGAAGCUGUCAUCAUGGCAAAACGGCGGCUGCAGCAUCCAUCAUUUCUCCAUCGAGCACCGACCACUGGGCGACAUACGUUGGACAGUUGUCACAUCGGAUAUUUCGAAUGCCGAGGAAAACCGUGAAAAUUUAAUCUUCUGCGACUUUCUGCCGGCCAAGUGGUAUCAGCUGCGAAUCUCCGCCACCAACGAUGCGGGAAAAACGACAGAGCAUUAUCAUUUCAGCACGACGAACAUCGAUGGCAUCACCAUUCCGCCGCCAUCGGUUUUCCCCUCGGAAAACGAUUUGAUGAACAAUCUGAUAAACUCAACAAAUCCGACCAGCGGUGAUUGGUUCGCUACGCUAAUUGUCGUCGUCAUUAUCACCGUUUCCAUCAUAACGAUAGCCCUGACUAUUAAACAUCGACGCACCUUGUGCGGACCCAUAGCAGAGGGCUACGAGUCCAGGACUCUGCCCGGGGAUUACAAGGAGGACCAUGAGAAUCGACGCAAUCAGCAGGUGUACAGUGCCUCGCCAGUGAAAACUGUAGACAAGGGAAACGAGUCGGAAAUGUACGAGAUUUCGCCGUAUGCCACGUUCAGCGUGAAUGGAGGACGGACAGGUGCACCGGCCAAGACACCCACUCGCGCCGUGGCUGCCCAAACGCCACUCGACUACACUAUGCAGUUUAAGACCUUUGGACAUCCGGAGGGCGAGAACUUGAAUGCCACCGCCUAUCCAUUGCUGCCCAGCUCAGGAUUCGGUCACGUGAAGAGCAAGUCCAGCUGGCACAAACAGCGAUACUACAACACGGAGGAUGAGUCCACGCUGAGCAAGUCGAUGACCAUCGUAGCCGGCUCGCAGGCGGGACACUCGAAGAAGUCCAAUGGCGGUCGGAGUGCCAAGAGCAGCGGCGCUUGCAGCGGAGUAGUAGCCGGCUCGGAAUCGGAUACAAGCAUCAGUCCUAGCACCGAGUUCUCCAACAUGCCCACCUACCGAGUGCCCUGCAAGUCAUCGCGGAGCAGCGAUGGUCGAGCGGUCGUAGAUAUGUUCCGACCCGAUUCCAGCACCGAGUCGAAUAAUGACCAGGGCUCGCCGGCGCCUGAGCGUCGCCAUAAUACUCCACGCCAUGUCCUUGGUAUGGGCAUGGGCAUGGGCUUGAACGGCGGAGGUGGUGGUGGCAGUGCCAACGGUCCGGCCGAGAAACGGAGUGCCGGACAGCGCAGCCGGAAACAUGGAAGCGCAGCACAACAGCCCAGCAACCAAACGUUGGAGCGAAGAAAGUGCCCUGGUAGUAGCAACAGUUUAGACAGUGAGGUCGAUGCAGAGACCGCGGCUUCCUUGGCCGCCUCCAUAGCUGCAAUGGCUGGGGCGGGGGUUGACCUUUCCAGUGGAUUUCGACCACCCGCAGGGUUCCACGAUGGCCGAGAACCAGGCGACCAGAGCGAUUGCGAGCGGGAACAGCGAGCGCUGGAUCUGGAGGUGCAGCGCGUGAUGGAGAGCACCGGGGACUCUCAGCUGGCCAAGAUGGAUCGCGAGGAGUUGACCUCACUGUUGGCAAGCGUCUACCUACCCCGAACUUGAACUUGAACUUGAUCUUGAACUUGCACUUGAACUUGAAUCAAAGCGAAUACUAACCAGUACUGCGAACCUCUAGGUAUCACGAGAAGAAGGAGCAGGAGCGCCAAGAAUACACGAUACACGUAUAAUAGUUAUCACUGUACUUGCCAGUGACACUCAGAAAAAGACACACACGAUGACAUACGAACUGUGGCAUUUAAAUGCAUUUAGCUAAGAUCUUAAGUGUUGUUCAAUAAGUGUACACUAUUACCACGUUUAUGUAGCCGAAGUUUGCAAAUAAAAUAAUUUGUAAAUAACUAAAACAGUUUGAAUAGGGAAUUUUAAAUAUAUAUUAAUAAAGAUAUACUAAAUAUGAACUUCAUUUUGCAUUAAUUUAAUUUCAAACUGUAAUAGAUUGUUAAGUUUAAUUAAGAUACAAGAUGUCUUUCUUGUUAAAUUCACAUUUCUUGUUCAUCACGAUUAAUUUGUAGGCAGAUAAAAUCAUAAAGCAGUGUUUAUAAAUGAGAAACAAAGUUAAACGCAAAUAAGAAGGGCGCAUAAACGUGGUAUUUAAAGAAACUAGUUCGUAAGAUGGCACACAAAGUUCUCGCACACUCGAUCGAGCAAAUUAAAGACUAUAUCUAGAGACUAUAUCUAUAGAGAUCUAAAUGACUAUUGAAUACUGAAGCUGUCAACUGAUGUUGCAAGCGAUUUCUAUUGAUAUUGAAACUGAUAAUCGUUACGAGACGAGUUGAACUGUAUCUGCUAGCUAGUAAUACUACCUAUAUAUAUAUAUAUAUAGACAAGCAUAUAUUUAAUUCAAUUUGUUGUGAUAAAUUAUAAAAUGUAAAAUGUUCUGAAGUACACGUUGAUGCAAAAAACAUGUCAGGUUAAUGAACUGCAUAACUCGAUUGACACUUUCGGAGCACUCAUAAAUGCUGUUUAUUUCAUCGAUGUCAUUUUGGUUAUAUUUUUUCACCCCCAGGAGAGAGACUUUUUUCAUUAAUUUGUGUGUAAAAUUGACAAAAAUCUGUUACUGCAUUUAUUGGAAAAGUAAUAAUUAUGGAAUUUAAUUAAAAGUAGAUAAUCAACAAUUAAAUUGUAUUGCUACCAUAGGUAAAAUAUAUACAUACAAAAUACAACAACCGAAAAUGCUGCAGAAACCGAAAACCAAAUACGGCAAAUUAAUUAAAUAAAAGAAGUGUAAAAAUAAACAAAAUCAAA